This is a messenger RNA of Pocillopora meandrina, 2890 nucleotides long. NCBI's taxonomy places the organism in Eukaryota, Metazoa, Cnidaria, Anthozoa, Scleractinia, Pocilloporidae. The record is from the annotation of a GenBank genome assembly.
AGCAGAUUGAAAGCAGAACAUUUUCCAAUCUUGCAAGAUUAUGCAAAAAAGUACUUGGACUGGUGGGCAUACAUCAACUGUUAUUUCACUAGACGUGAACAAAGAAGGUGUUGUAGCUUCAGGUGGCGAAGGAGAACUUAAUGUCUGGUCAAAAGAUGGGUCAUCUCAUAACAAACUUUUAUGUCCUUCGCCAUCGACCCAGCUGGAUGAUUCGAAAGACAUCAAUGGUGUCUGCUUUUGCGUGAAAAACCCAGAACGUUUAUACGCAUCAUGUAGGAACAAAGUGUUUGGUUAUGAUCUCAGAAAUCCGUCAUCAACUGUUUGUGAAUUUGAAUUUAACCAAGAUGAAAUUAACCAGGUAGCUAUUCACUACAAGGGAGGUUUUCUUGCCGCGUGCGAUGACAGCGGUGACAUUAAAGUGAUUGACGUGCUAUCAGGAAGGUUGUUCAAAACCCUGCGUGGUAGAAAUGAUAACAUAUGCUCAACAGUUCAGUUCAGGCCCAACAGACCGUGGGAAAUACUGUCUGGGUCUAUGGAUUACAGAAUUAUCAGUUGGGAUUUCUCAUCCGGGAGAGCACUUCAGGAAAUUAAUGUCCAAGAGCUAGAUGAGGACAGCAAUCAAGGGGCCUAUUUCCUGAACCCACCUUUUGUGCACUCUGUUCAUAUGGCAGGAGAUGGGAGGAUGUUUGCAGCUGGACUAGGUAUUCAAAAAAAUGUAUAUAUUGAUGCACAACAAAAUUUAGUUGUCAAACACCAUAAGGAAUGCAUUGAACAUUCCCAGGGAGAGGGGGGAGGGGGUGUAAUUAAUUGUCUUUGUGUAAAAGGGUUAAGAUUUCAACCCUUGUAGGGUCAUUUUUUAAUUUAUAUUUUUUUUUCUGUGGCAAACACUUACUCUCACAGUAACUCUAUCCACUAACAAAAAAAAAAACCAAAAAUGUUAAGGACAACUUGUAUUCGUACAUUGCUACUUGCAUUCCAUAAAAUAUGCUGCAAUCUGAUCGGCUACACUAUAUGUUAUCUAUUGCAUUAUAACUAGUGAGUUGUCUCACAGUGUAUAGUUGUUAACUAAUUGAAUUAAAACAUGAGCGCAUCUUCUUGUUGAGGAGAUUUAUACUUUUACAGUCAAAUUAUUUAGUACUCUAAAUAAUUUUAGUACUCUUGUCAACUUAUCCUAUGCCUUGUGAUGAUUAAUUGUUGACAAAAACUUGAGAAGUAAGGUUUCCUUUGCAGGUAGUGGCAACAUCCAACUCUUCAGGUUUGAAGGCAAGAAAAAAUUUAUUCCUGAUGAGUGUCUAAAAAAGCAUUCUUCCAGUGUAACACAGGUCCACUUUGCUAGAUUUCACCCAAACAACUUAUUGGUGUCAGGUGGAGAUGACAGUAGGAUUGUUACUUGGAAUUUAUGUGGUAGUGCAUGCAAUGGUGACUCAGGUGCAGAGCCCAAUCUUGAGGCAAAUGCAAGUGCUGUUGGUAUUGCCCAUGAAAUUAACCAUGGAUCCAAGAUAAACUGGAUAGCAUCUGGUUCACAGAGAGAGAGUAUAUUUGUGGCUGAUCUAACAAGUGACAUCUCAGUGUACCAUGUAUCAUGACAACUGUUGUCAAUAGAUAUGAGUAUAUAAUGUGGAUCAGUGCCAUAUUGGACAUAAAACAAGAAGACUAUAUAAGGGUGACACAAUUACCAGUAACCUUGUAGUUUUCAUCAUGGCCCCUUCAUUAACAACACUCAAAUGACAAUGGUAGGAGGCAAACCAGUUGGCUGUUUACAAGCACAGUAGACCAGUUGAACAAGGGAUUAGCCAGAAACAAAUCCAUCCAAACCCUGGACCUUCAUUUGCCCGUGCUGCCACUUCUGGGGAAAGUUCAAGCUGUUGGACAGCUGUCACUCAUCAUUCUCUUUGAUAAUACUCUCCCUCUUAACUCCUAAUUAGUUAUUCUCUCAACUGACUGCCAAAAUUUCUUUGUAAACUAGACAGGAGAAUUCCAUUUUUAAACAAGGUAACACCCUUAAGCUGACAAGAUUUUCUGUUCUCAUAAGAUGUUUGCCAGUUAAUGUAUUGCAACUGCAAUAAAGUGGCAAGGGAAUCACUUCUAGGAGUUAAAAUGUAAACCCUUAGUCUCUUUUGAGUAGUUACUUGGGCUUGUCACACACCGCUCUCUCCUCCCUGGGUGGAAAUUGCAUACUCUUGAGAACCAUAACCAUCUUUUUUUUAGUUCUGAGUCACGUGACAUUGGGCGUGUUCCAAUGACGUCAUCAACAGGCAUGCACUCACUUUCUGCUUCAACUGUUCAAAGUUAAUCCAUUGAUAGCGACAUAACAUCAAGUUACACCAACCUAAAUUUACUGCAUCGAAAUAUUUCACUGGAAAUUACGAGACAACUCUGAGGAGACUCCGCAUGCAGCAAUAUCGUUAAAUUGUUUUUAGUUUGAUCAAUAAUAGCGCUUUCCGAUUGAUUGUCGUAACACCAAAACCCGAGUAAUCACAACGGCCAAUUAGAAGAAAGGAAAACAUCUUAAGACCCAAUGAGAACUUUUAAAAACUGAAGCCAAACAAACCGCCUGAAGCGCGGGAAAACGAGUCGGGAUUGGUUUAGUUUUGCAUCUGAUUGGUUGAAAGAGUUGCGCUAUUUUUUCUGGACCAAUCACUAAUAGAAGUAAAGAAAAAACACCGAAAUUCCAGAUUACUUCCAACUCUCAACUGAAAAUUGCUCUAAAUUGAUCUAAUUAAGUUUGAAAAAUCCCUACUGAUACCUUACAAUGAUUAAUGGCUGAUACGUAACUUAUCUUGAUUGAUGGAGUUUGGUCAGUGGUAUUUUUGGAUAUUUUACACUUGUAGUCAGGCUUUUUACAUCUGUGUGAGCAUUAAUUAUUCAAAGGAUUUUGAGAAACUGGGGC